UGAAGUGAAAGGAUCGCUUUGGCCCAGGAGGUGGAGGCUGCAGUGCACUGAGAUCGUGCCACUGCACUUCAGCCUGGGGGACAGAGUGAGACCCUGUCUCAAAAAAACAAAAACAACAACAAAAAACACCAAUCUGAGCAAACAUUUCCCUAAACCAAGUGAGGUUAUCUCUGGGUAGUUUGGACGGUCACUGUUUCACUUCCAAGUUUACUAAUCUUGCAAACUGGUAAAUGGAAAAUGAAAACUGCCCAUCAUUCGUUCAUGCGACGAUGAGUUACUACAUCUCGUGAAGGACCCAGAAUGCUGGAUACUCAGGUGUUUCCAGGGCGUUGGGCAGGGGUGGGGACGCUGUCCGCUGUCCUGAGUCCCUGUCCCUGACCGUGCCCUUGAGACCCUGCCUACUCUGCUUCUGCUUUUCCCUCUGUUUUCGUCAUUCUGUUUUGUUUCUUCUACUCACUCCCGGGCUUGCCUCGGGAAAAGGAAACUGAAACCGAAGCUGAAUCUGGCCACUAGGCUCAGGCUCCCCUGGCACGCCCCCUGACAUGUGCGGCUCAGGCUUAUAAAAGGGCCGGUGGUGGCUCGGGAGCUGGCAGCCCAGAGGCAGCGCAUUCAUCUUUGCUGUAUGGGAGCUUGUGCCACAGCCCACAGCCAUGGGCCGGGACCUGACAGUGAAGAUGCUGGGGGGCCACGAGUUCCAGGUGCCCCUGAGCAACUCCAUGUUGGUGUCAGAGCUGAAGGCAAAGAUCACCCAGAAGAUCGGUGUGCACGCCUUCCAGCAGCGUCUGGCCAUCUACCCGAGUGGCAUGGCACUGCAGGACAGGGUCCCCCUUGCCAGCCAGGGCCUGGGCCCCGGCAGCACCAUCCUGCUGGUGGUGGACAGCUGUCAUGAACCUCUGAGCAUCCUGGUGAGGAAUGACAAGGGCCGCAGCAGCACCUAUGAGGUGGCACUGACACAGACCGUGGCGCAGCUGAAGCGGCAAGUGAGCCAGCAGGAGGGCGUGCAGGAAGACCUGUUCUGGCUGACCUUCGAGGGGAAGCCCAUGGAGGACCAGCUCCCGCUGGGAGAGUAUGACCUCAAGCCCCUGUGCACCGUGUACAUGAAUCUUCGCCUGCGGGGAGGCAGCGCAGAGCCUGGCAGGCUGAGCAGAGGGCCUCCUGCCAGCAUCUGAGCAGGAUCAAGUGCUGGAAAUAAAGGUUGCUGCAA
Callithrix jacchus (white-tufted-ear marmoset) is the source of this 1204-nucleotide messenger RNA. It is a transcript of the gene ISG15, whose product is annotated as ISG15 ubiquitin like modifier. Gene Ontology annotation, molecular function: polyubiquitin modification-dependent protein binding. Gene Ontology annotation, cellular component: cytosol. NCBI's taxonomy places the organism in Eukaryota, Metazoa, Chordata, Mammalia, Primates, Cebidae. Gene Ontology annotation, biological process: ubiquitin-dependent protein catabolic process. The record is from RefSeq and is a predicted model, not a curated record.